Messenger RNA from Crotalus tigris (Tiger rattlesnake), 3272 nucleotides. It is a transcript of the gene HOXA11, whose product is annotated as homeobox A11. Bases 359 to 1321 code for a protein of 320 amino acids. The transcript is spliced from 2 exons. The record is from RefSeq and is a predicted model, not a curated record. NCBI's taxonomy places the organism in Eukaryota, Metazoa, Chordata, Lepidosauria, Squamata, Viperidae. Gene Ontology annotation, biological process: regulation of transcription by RNA polymerase II; anatomical structure development. Gene Ontology annotation, molecular function: RNA polymerase II cis-regulatory region sequence-specific DNA binding; DNA-binding transcription factor activity, RNA polymerase II-specific. Gene Ontology annotation, cellular component: nucleus.
AGAUAGGUAUAAACUGCAUUUAAAUCUUUGUGUUUCGGUGUUUUGUUCUAAUUUUUUUUUUUUUUUAUGCCUGGGAACCCUGGGGACGAUCUGUUGCUUCUCCCGAGAUGGCUCCCAAGGAGGGGAAGGAGAAAGGCGGAGGGGGGGAGGAGAGGAAGAGGGCCCGCACUCAUAGCUUGUCAAUUUUAACAUUUGGUCACGUGAGCAGCGCCUCCCUGCUAAGGAAGGGGAAAGCUUUCCACGUCAGCUUUACGUCUCCCAAUUUCUUACUUCACGGCUCAGCUUCCAAGAGACAGCUGCAUUAGAGCGUCAUGUUAAGCUCGACUAAUGCGGAAAACCCGAGGUAGCCAGCCUCGUUAUGGAUUUGGACGAGCGAGUACCUUGCUCCUCGAAUAUGUAUUUGCCCAGUUGUACUUACUACGUUUCCGGCCCUGACUUCUCCGGCCUCCCUCCCUUCCUGCCCCAGAGCCCGUCUUCUCGCCCCGUGCCCUACUCCUAUCCGUCCAACCUGUCCCAAGUGCCACCCGUGCGAGAAGUGACUUUCCGGGACUAUGCCCUGGAGCCGGCCAGUAAGUGGCACCCCCGCAACAGCCUCCCCCACUGCUACUCCUCCGACGAGCUCAGGCACCGGGACUGCCUCCCGCCCGCCGCCGCCGUGGCCGCCGCUGCUGCCGCCGCUGCCGCCAACCGGGGCGAAAUGUUCGGGAAGACCGCGGCCGGCGGCGCCUACCACCACCCGGCCACUUCCGCAGUCUCCGCCGCGGCUGCGGCCUCGUCCAGUUUCUAUAGCCCGGUGGGCAGGAACGGGGUGCUGCCCCAGGCUUUCGACCAGUUUUUCGAGACCGCGUACGGCCCUGCAGAGAACCCCUCGGACUACGCGGGCGACAAGGGCACCACCGGGGGGAAGAAUCCGUCCUCAGGAGCCCCCGCCGCUUCGGGAGUUGCUGCAGCUGCGGUGUCGAGUUCGGAGACUGCUUGCGACCGGGAGGCGGCGGGGGAGAAGGAGAGGCGGAGAAGGGCCGAGAGCAGCAGCAGCAGCAGCCCCGCUUCGUCUUCCGGCAACAACGAAGAGAAAUCCAGCAGCUCCAGUGGACAACGCAUCCGUAAAAAGAGAUGUCCAUACACCAAAUACCAGAUUAGAGAAUUAGAAAGGGAAUUCUUCUUCAGUGUCUAUAUAAACAAAGAGAAACGUCUUCAGCUCUCACGAAUGCUCAACUUGACCGACCGUCAAGUAAAAAUAUGGUUUCAAAACAGAAGAAUGAAAGAGAAAAAAAUUAAUAGGGACCGACUGCAGUAUUACUCAGCUAAUCCAAUACUUUAAGCUUAAAACUUGUAGUGUUUUUCUAUAUGAGAUUGAAUUCAGAUGUCAUCCUUGGUAAGGUCAAGCCACAGGGUUACCAAUAAGAAGGAGGUGUGCAGAGGCUAGGAGGACUGUGAAAAACUAAGGUGUUUUUCUACCCUACCUCCAACAUUGACCAACUGGUGUGUUUUGUUGUUGUUGUUGUUGUUGUGGCUGGGUUUUCUUUUCAAGUGGUUUUCUUCAUCUUUACACAUGAAGUGGAAUCCAUUUAACUCUUGGACCACCCUUUGCAAAAGCCAUUGUAUCCCUACAACUUCUUCCAAUUGGGGUGAGCACAUGUGAAAAGCUGGGAGCGAAUUCCUGGCUUCACAUUGUGGUUGUGGAUUGAAAACUAUGUUACCUUAAUUGUGGAAAGUCCGUGGGAAGAUUCCUCAGGGCAUCAUACAUGCUGGAGGACAACUUCAAAAGGAAAUGUCCCAAGUGCCUGCCGUCUCUACUUAGGCAAUCCCUGACCAUCUAUUUGUCCUCCUGAAUGACAAAUUAUUAUUUCUCUCCACAAUUAUACCCCUGCCCCUCAGACAGAACAAUUUCCUUUUGAAAAGACUUCAGGUAAUAAUUUGCCAUAUAUGGUAAAGAAGCAAUCACAGAAAAGACAGCACGGGUAGACUUGUGAAAUAACUUCCAUUUUAAUGAAUAACAAUAUGGGAGACAAAUCAUUAUGCCAUUAUUUAAAUACUAAAAGGGAAUAAAAACUUUCUUAAACCUGUGUGGGAGGAGAAAAGACAAAAGAUUACAAUAACAGUUUUAAAAUGAGAAAGUUAAAAUUUAAAAUGAGAGAGAGAAGUUUUUGAUUUCUGUCUCAGAAACUUUCUUCAAGAAAUAUAUCUAGAAAAGUACGGUUUUGGCAGAUAUCAGACCAUGUUUAAUUGUAAUUUUGAUAUGUGUAAUGCACUGAAAUCAAAGAAUGAAAACCACUAGUAUUUCAUAAGAAGGCCCACUAGAAGGCAAUGUAAAUAGAGGGAAUUUGUUGUCAUAUAUUAUAGUUAGCCUCAUAUGUCCUACUUAGCUGUUAAGCAGCAAAAUUAAAAAUUAAGACUUUUUGGAGUGUGGAUGUGGAUGUGUAUAUACACCUACACAUGUACACACACACACACACACACACAUAUAUAUAUAUAUAUUUAUAUAUAUAUAUAAAUAUAUAUAUAUAUAUAUAUAUAUAUCUGAAGGAACCAAAGAGGGUGUGAGGGGGAAAGAGACAUUGUUUUAACAGAAAGAAAGCUAUUUAAAGUUCUAUAUCAGUUUACAAAGGAUAUUGUGUUUUAUUGUAAAGGUCACUUACUGUUGAGAAUAUCUGAAUGUAUGAUUCAUACCAUAAUGGUGUUUUAUAAAACUUGUAUGAUUUAAAAUGGUUUUGUUGCUAUUUUCCUAAUAUUUUAAGUGGUUGUUUCACUUGGAAGGUGUCAGAUUUUUCUUUUCUUGUUUAAGCUAUAAACUAUCAAGGCUGUUUUUACACUGCUUCCAGAAUGGAUAAAAUUUCUUUUGCGGUUGAUGAAUUGCAAUACUUUUACAUUCUAUCACUGUUCUGGGGAGGGGAGAAACCUGUAUUUUGUAUGUAUAUACCGUUUCCUUUGAAUAUGGGAAAGCUUUUCCUUGCAUGAGUACAGUGGAAUCCUGCACAUUGGAAAUAAAUAUGUGAGAAAUUUACAGGGUUUUUUUUAAAGAUUUAUGAUGCACUCAUGGAUCUUCUUUGACCUAGACUGGAAAUCUGAAACAUGAGUUUUGAGUUAAUUGCUUUGGUGGAAAUCCCGCUCACCUAUUGGUUGUACUGAAUUCUGAGAAGCCAGGAGAUCAAGUCUGGUAUUUAUGAAUGCGUGGGCAGACUGCUGCUGGUACCAGGCCAGGUUUGAAUAGAUUGCAGAGAAAGGGGUGGAAGCAGGGGCAAUCCGCCUUGAAAUAAUUGCAGGCUAUAGAC